UUUUAGGAAAACGCAUCUAUUGUUGAUGAAGUUUGCAUUUUACAAAAAGAGCUCUCUGCUGCUCGAUCAGAGAGACUGGCUCUAAUAGAGAGACUUAUGUUUUAUGAAGGACUUGAAAAAGCUGCCGUAGGACAAGAUCAGUAUUUAAAUGAUGGUCGAAUUCAAGAGCAUUCGAGUAAACAACUGGAAGAAAAACAAAGUGAUCUGAUUAAUAACAGAUGUGAAAAUAUAUUUAAUAACAUGCCAACAUUAACUCAAACGUUUCCUAUGAAAUUGAAUAAUAUUCUGGUACACUCGAUUGGUGAAAUAAUUCCAGCGAAUCCUAACUUCCAUACGGCACACUGGAUAUACCCAGUUGGAUAUGUAGCAACAAGAAUAUAUGCACAUCCACGAGAUCCGCGAAAAAAAUGUGUAUUUACAUGUAAAAUACUUAAUAAUGCUGGAGUUCCUCAAUUCCAAUUAAUUCCUGAUAAUGAUUUAGAUGGAGUGUUUUUUGGAGAAACAGCUAACAAAUGUCAUCAAGAACUGCUUAAUUGUAUACUGGGGUUUACACAUGAUUCUUUAAAAAAUGAUUUCAAGACAAAGGGAGAAGAAUUUUUUGGCCUAUCGAAUCAAAAAGUACAAUUUCUUUUGAUGUCAGAUAUAAGAAUUAAACAGUGUACUAAAUUUAAAGGAUAUAUAUUGAACAGAGAAAGAGAGCAGCGUGAAAAUAACGAUCCAACAUUAUCCUUUGCGGACCUUCAAAACUAUCUUAGAUAAUUUUUUUUU
Molecule: messenger RNA, 768 nt
Organism: Drosophila arizonae
Lineage: Eukaryota; Metazoa; Arthropoda; Insecta; Diptera; Drosophilidae
Product: transforming growth factor beta regulator 1
Biological process (GO): regulation of cell cycle
Cellular component (GO): nucleus
Source: RefSeq, a predicted model, not a curated record